Messenger RNA from Striga hermonthica, 2736 nucleotides. NCBI's taxonomy places the organism in Eukaryota, Viridiplantae, Streptophyta, Magnoliopsida, Lamiales, Orobanchaceae. The record is from the annotation of a GenBank genome assembly.
AUGAAUCAGCUUGCAUUAAUGAGAUCAAUGGAUGGUGCGGAUGUGGAGUGGGCGAAGGAAGUUAAAGGAAUUGUCUAUGAUAUGGUUGUUGAAGGCUUUCAACUCCUAAGUAGAUGGACUGCACGUAUUUGGGAGCAGUGUGCAUGGAAAUUUUCACGACCAUGCAAGGAUCCGAUUUCAGCCGACUCACGUCCAGUAGCGUCUUUAUCUGAUUAUGAGAAGGUUGUACGGUAUAAUUAUAGUGCCGAGGAAAGAAAAGCAAUGGUAGAACUUGUAGGAUACAUCAAGGGUAUUGGGUCAUUAAUGCAAAAGUCCGACACACUGGUGGCAGAUGCCUUGUGGGAAACUGUUCAUGCUGAGGUCCAAGAUUUUGUACAGAAUAUACUGGCCACUAUGCUCCGAACUACCUUCCGCAAGAAAAAAGAUAUUUCAAGGAUUCUUUCAGACAUGCGAACACUUUCAGCCGACUGGAUGGCGAAUACAAGCAGGCCUGAUUCUGAAAUGCAACACGGAGGUGAAGAAGGUCGUGGGACCUACUUUUAUCCAAGACCUGUAGCACCCACAGCUGCACAGAUCCAUUGCUUGCAAUUCUUGAUAUAUGAGGUGGUAUCAGGGGGGAACUUGAGGAAGCCCGGUGGACUUUUUGGUAAUAGUGGAUCUGAAAUCCCCGUAAAUGAUUUAAAACAGCUGGAAACCUUCUUCUACAAGCUUGGAUUUUUCUUGCAUGUCUUAGACUACUCAGCGACAGUAGCAAACUUGACAGAUCUUGGUUUUCUGUGGUUCAGGGAAUUUUAUCUGGAAUCUUCUCGUGUUAUCCAGUUUCCUGUUGAGUGCUCCCUUCCAUGGAUGCUGGUGGAUCAUGUGUUAGAGUCUCAAAAUACGGGUCUUCUUGAAAGUGUCUUGAUGCCCUUUGACAUUUACAAUGAUGCCGCACAACAGGCUCUUGUGGUCCUCAAGCAACGAUUUCUUUAUGAUGAAGUUGAAGCUGAGGUGGACAAUUGCUUUGACUUGUUUGUAUCAAAAUUGUGUGACGCCAUUUUCACAUACUACAAGAGUUGGGCAGCAAGUGAACUGCUGGAUCCCUCGUUCCUUUUCGCCUUGGAUAUUGGUGAGAAAUUUUCAAUCCAACCUAUAAGAUUCACCGCACUAUUAAAGAUGACAAGAGUGAAGUUGCUGGGAAGGACUAUCAACUUGAGAAGUUUGAUCACCGAGAGGAUGAACAAAGUAUUCCGGGAGAACAUUGAGUUUUUGUUCGAUAGGUUUGAGUCCCAGGAUAUAUGUGCUGUUGUGGAAUUGGAAAAGCUCGUUGAAGUUUUGCAACUUGCUCACGAGUUACUAUCGAAGGAUCUGACUCUUGAUUCUUUUGUUCUCAUGUUAAGUGAGAUGCAAGAGAAUGUAUCUCUCAUUUCUUAUUCCAGCAGACUUGCUUCUCAGAUUUGGACAGAUAUGCAAAAUGACUUCUUACCGAACUUCAUCCUCUGCAAUACAACUCAGCGUUUUGUGAGAUCGUCAAAGGUGCCACCUGUUCCUGCUCAGAAGCCUUCAGUCCCACAAGCAAAGCCAAAUUUCUAUUGUGGUAAUCAAGAUCUGAAUUCUGCAUACCAAAGCUAUGCCCGAUUGCACAGUGGGUUUUUUGGGUUGCCUCAUAUGUACUCCAUUGUCAAACUUUUGGGGUCGAGAUCAUUACCGUGGCUUAUCCGGGCCCUCUUAGACCAUAUAUCAAAUAAGAUAACAACUGUCGAGCCAAUGAUCACCGGUCUCCAAGAGGCUCUGCCCAAAUCUAUAGGAUUACUUGCUUUUGAUGGUGGUGUUGCAGGUUGUGUAAGGAUAGUUCAGGAACAUCUUAAUUGCUGGCAAUCAAAAUCUGAUCUGAAAAUCGAAGCUCUUCAUGGAAUAAAGGAAAUCGGAAGUGUCUUGUACUGGAUGAGUCUGCUUGAUAUUGUUUUGAGAGAAGUGGACACUAGCCAGUUCAUGCAAACUGCUCCUUGGCUGGGCCUAACUCCUGGUGCAGAUGGACAGAUCAUAAAAGACCAGGACACUGAAGACAGCCCAAUCAUCAGCCUAUUUAAAUCAUUAGCCUCUGCUAGUGCUUCAAACCCCAACUUCCCAAAUCCAUCUUCACUUCGCGUCCUGUCCAGACAAGCAGAAGCUGCUGAUCUCCUUUACAAAUCCAACAUUAACGCCGGAAGUGUGCUGGAAUAUUCGUUAGCUUUUACAAGUGCUGCUUUGGACAAAUACUGCAGUAAGUGGAGUGUGAUCCCCAAAACAGGGUUUUUGGACAUUACAACUUCCAAGGACUUCUAUCGGAUAUAUAGUGGCCUCCAAAUUGAGUAUCUAGAGGAAGCCGUUCAUGUACAACCAAGCCAUUACGGGAUGUUGGGUGACUCAGUUGCUUGGGGAGGUUGUACAAUUAUGUACUUACUCGGCCAACAAUUGCAUUUUGAAUUAUUCGAUUUUUCAUACCAAGUCCUCAAUGUUGCCGAGGUUGACGGUGCAGGCACAUCAUCAGCUCAUAAGAAUUAUCACGCUUCAGUGGGCUUGGAGAGUCUACUCGAAGCUAUGAAGAAAGCUCGGAGGCUAAAUAAUCACGUUUUCUCCAUGUUAAAAGCUCGUUGCCCAUUGGAGGACAAGCAAGCUUGCGCCAUCAAACAAAGUGGUGCACCGCUGCAUAGGAUAAAGUUCGAGAAUACAGUCUCUGCCUUUGAAACACUGCCCCAAAAGGGGACCGGAGUUUAG